UUCUCCUCUCGCGAGAUCUGAUCCGCGUCUGCGGGACAUCCGGGGCUGCCGGUUGGUUUGCGCAGCAGGGCAAGAUGGCGGUGGAGUCGCGGGUCACGCAGGAGGAGAUUAAGAAGGAGCCGGAGAAACCGAUCGACCGGGAAAAGACGUGUCCGCUGCUGCUUCGCGUCUUCACCACCAACAACGGGCGGCACCACCGCAUGGACGAGUUCUCCCGCGGCAACGUGCCCUCCAGCGAGCUGCAGAUCUACACCUGGAUGGAUGCAACUCUGAAAGAGCUGACCAGCUUGGUGAAGGAAGUGUACCCAGAAGCACGGAAGAAGGGCACACACUUCAAUUUUGCCAUUGUUUUUACAGAUCUGAAGAGGCCUGGAUAUAGGGUGAAGGAGAUUGGCAGUACCAUGUCGGGCAGGAAGGGCACAGAUGAUUCCAUGACGUUGCAGUCUCAGAAAUUCCAGAUAGGAGACUACUUGGAUAUUGCAAUCACUCCUCCGAACCGUGCACCGCCCCCAUCAAGCCGCAUGAGGCCAUACUAAGCUACUGCUGCUUUGUAUGGUUAUAUUUCCUGUUUACUCCUACUUGCUGUUCCAAAUCAGGCUUUUUUUUUUUCUUUUGUUGCUAAGCAAGUGCAUCUGAAGGCAAAGCUAAGUACCAGAAGUAAACUUAACUUUUAAACCUUAUCUUUUAGUUUAUUUAGCAGAAGUACUCCUCUCCAGCAGUGCCAUCAUCCUAUCCCUGAUUGUUAGAGCCUGAACAGUAAGUCUGUGCGUCCUAUGUUUCAGGAUUUCUGUAAAAUACAACCAGAAGGAUUACAGAUGUUCUGUAGUUCUGUCUUGUUUGGAAUAAAGAUCAAUGUUAUUAAUCUUU
Messenger RNA from Calypte anna (Anna's hummingbird), 867 nucleotides. It is a transcript of the gene SAP18, whose product is annotated as Sin3A associated protein 18. Gene Ontology annotation, biological process: negative regulation of DNA-templated transcription. Gene Ontology annotation, molecular function: transcription corepressor activity; transcription factor binding. Bases 75 to 536 code for a protein of 153 amino acids. Lineage: Eukaryota; Metazoa; Chordata; Aves; Apodiformes; Trochilidae. The transcript is spliced from 4 exons. Gene Ontology annotation, cellular component: nucleus. The record is from RefSeq and is a predicted model, not a curated record.